This is a messenger RNA of Verticillium nonalfalfae, 1101 nucleotides long. RefSeq lists its product as uncharacterized. The record is from RefSeq and is a predicted model, not a curated record. Gene Ontology annotation, cellular component: cytoplasmic exosome (RNase complex); nuclear exosome (RNase complex). The transcript has 2 exons. The coding region runs from base 1 to 1101 and encodes 366 amino acids. Lineage: Eukaryota; Fungi; Ascomycota; Sordariomycetes; Glomerellales; Plectosphaerellaceae. Gene Ontology annotation, biological process: TRAMP-dependent tRNA surveillance pathway; nuclear polyadenylation-dependent rRNA catabolic process; nuclear mRNA surveillance.
AUGGCCACAGCAGCGCAGCAAGUCCUGCUCUCUCCCGCCGAGCUCGCCUACCUCCACUCCUCCCUCUCGCUCACGCCUCCCAUCCGACCCGAUGGCCGCACACCGACCCAAUUCCGCCCACUGACCGCCGAGACGGGCAUUCUGCCGGGCACAAACGGCAGCGCGCGCGUGUGCUUCUCCGACGGCACGGAGGCUAUCGUCGGCAUCAAGGCGGAGCUCGAAAAGACGGCGACGCCGUACGGCGGCUCGGCGGACGAGGACACCUCGAGGAUACGGCAAGGCGACAAUAUCGACGACGGCGGCGCAGCCUCCAAGGGCCGCAGCGAGUGGCUCGAGAUGACGGUGGAGAUCCCAGGCCUGCGGGACGACGAGGCGAGCACCGUCUUCCUGGCGAGCAUGCUCAGCGAGGCGCUCCUCGCCGACGGCGAGUUCGCCAAGAAGCUCUACAUUAACCGCCGCUUCCACUGGAAGCUCUACCUCGACAUCCUCCUCAUCUCGCCGCCCCUCUCGUACCCGCUCCCCCUCCUCUCCCUGACCACGCACCUCGCCCUCCUCGCCACCCGCGUCCCGCGCCUCAAGUCCGAGGGCGACGAGGACCCCAUGUUCGACGACGACUGGCAGGCCUCGACAUUCCUGUACCCGCGCAACGCCAAGGGUGGCGCCCGCCCGCCUGUGACGCUCCUCGUCGUCGCCGUCGGCGGCAACAUCAUCUUCGAUCCGGCCAAGGAGGAGCUCGCCGUCGCCGAGUCAGCCCUUGCCGUGUCCGUGGCCGACGCAGGCACCGCGAGCAGCGCCGCCGCCGCUGCCGAGGGCAGGCAACUGCGCCUGCUGUCUGUGCGGACGGUCGAUCCGCCGUCGCGGCUCACGUCGUCGGGUGUGCCCAACUCGGAGAACCCGGCCACGAGCGUGUCGACGCCAGGGAAGAAGGCGGCUGUGCCGCUGCCGGGCGUGGUGGGCUACGGCGUGCAGCAAGGCGUGUGGAGGCCGCCGGUUGGGGGCACCAAGUUUGCCGUGCUGGAGGCCAUGAUUGGCAAGGUCCUGGAGAAAGGCGGUGUCGCGGAUGAGGUGUUGGAUGGACUCGAGGGCGUAGACCUGGUAUAG